This is a messenger RNA of Scophthalmus maximus (turbot), 1782 nucleotides long. RefSeq lists its product as uncharacterized. The transcript has 4 exons. Bases 479 to 1249 code for a protein of 256 amino acids. The record is from RefSeq and is a predicted model, not a curated record. NCBI's taxonomy places the organism in Eukaryota, Metazoa, Chordata, Actinopteri, Pleuronectiformes, Scophthalmidae.
AGCUAUGGUUGCUUGUUACUUUUCACCUGGAGAUUUUCAAUACAAAACAAUCAUUAUCGGUUUCCAGAAAUGAUGCACUGUUUUGGAUUCAACUACCAAACAGUAUAUAAGAUAGUUAGAAUUAGUGAUAUUUAAAAAAACAAAUUCUCACAUAAAUCAGACGAAAUAAACACAUUAGUUUGAGUGUUGCAAUGGGAUAGCAACAUAGCAAUAAAAACAAAGAACCCGGACACAGACAGGGGGAUAAAGAGCGCAUCUACUCGACGCCUUAACAAAGUGAUCAAGUUUGCGCGUGGCGAACGGGCGACGACGUGACAGCAGGAAGAGGCCAACCCGUUUCUACUUGGAAUAAAUGCAGGAAGAGGGCGUGUUUCGAUUGUCCGACUGACGACUCCCGAGUCGAAGAAGUUCUGCUCAAAACGUCCCACACGAAGGAGCUGCUGCGCGGGGACGGGACGGGACGGGACGGGCGGACAAAAUGAAAGUGCAGGUGCUGGUUCCCUUGUCACUAGUCGUGUCCGUCGCUUUGCUCGGGUUGAUGAAGUUCCGGCAAAAGGACCAAGACGUAGAAAUGAAACGGAACAGGUUCGUGAACAUCAAGCUGCGAGUGAGCGACGAUGUGCUGAGGGAGUACCAGAGGAGCCGGAGCGAGACGGAGGAGAGCCUCGCCAAGAUCACAGCUGAGCAGAAGACGCUGCUGGUGGGAGCGAGCAGGCGCCAGGUCGAGGUGGAUGAGGCCAAGGGUAAAAUGGACAUCUGCCGUGACACAGAGAAAAAUGCAAAAAAUGAGCUAGAAUCCGCUCAGUCGGAAUUCAACAACUUUAAAGCUGAAGCUGAUAAGGACACGUCCAGCUGGAAAACAGAAGUGGAGACCCUGAAACAGCAACUGGCAGAACAAAGUGCAAUCUGUGACUUUGUGAAAAAAGACUCACAGUUAGGAAGCAAGUUGUGUGCCGGGAAAGUGGAGACCCCUAAAGAGAUUCCAAAGGCAGACGCUCAGAAACAAGAAGAGGCAAAGGCGGAGGCCCCCAAACAAGAAGAGGCAAAGGCCGAGGCCCCUACACCAGAAGAGGCAAAGGCGGAGGCCCCUAAACCAGAAGAGGCUAAGGCAGAAGCCCCUAAACCAGAAGAGGCUAAGGCGGAGGCCCCUAAACCAGAAGAGGCUAAGGCAGAAGCCCCUAAACCAGAAGAGGCAAAGGCGGAGGCCCCUAAACCAGAAGAGGCAAAGGCUGUUCCUGAGAAGAGAUGAGGAGUUACAGCUCUGCAACACGUAAAGAACCCAUUAAAAGAACAGUUUGAGAUACGUUACAAUCAGAUCCCAGGCCAAGCGUGUAGCUUUACUGGGUGAUAACACAUGAUGCAGUGAAGAGCGGACUCACUUAUUGAGAUUUGAAUGAAUAUUCCUUUUCAAUCUGUUAUUUAUUUUCGUGUAACAAAAUUUAGAGAAAUUAAGAUGCAUUUUGGAGGAGGACACAAUGCAUUUUUUCUUUGUGUGAGCUUGGGUGAGUCCAUGCAUGUUUGUGUGCCUGUAAAACGAUAAACACGAGUUCAUUCACAUUUGUGGUACGUGGAAGGCAACGUGAGAAAUGUUAAGAAAUCACUGAUUAAAUGUUAUGUACCCUGAAGAAGAAACUUUACAGCCUCUCCUCAGCCACCUGCUUGAUUUCAUGUUGAACUUUCAGUUUUAAUUGAAGGGACGGACCAACUGUUUACAAUAUCUUGGCAGAAAUGUACUCACUUUCUGUUUAGGUCAGAUCAAAAAUAAACUUUCAUUAACGACUA